GAAUAAAAGCCCGAGAGCCUCAGCACCUCACAGGCUCACUCCCUCACCCACUCACUCCCUCACCCUCCGCCAGUUCAACCCCAGCAUGGCUGCGUCCACCAUGUCCGUCUGCUCCAGCGACCUGAGCUACAGCAGCCGCGUCUGCCUUCCUGGUUCCUGUGAUUCUUACUCCGACUCCUGGCAGGUGGACGACUGCCCAGAGAGCUGCUGCGAGCCCCCCUGCUGCGCCCCCAGCUGCUGCGCCCCAGCCCCCUGCCUGACCCUGGUCUGCACCCCAGUGAGCUGUGUGUCCAGCCCCUGCUGCCAAGUGACCUGUGAGCCCAGCCCCUGCCAAUCAGGCUGCACCAGCUCCUGCACACCCUCAUGCUGCCAGCAGUCUAGCUGCCAGCCGGCUUGCUGCACCUCCUCCCCCUGCCAGCAGGCCUGCUGCGUGCCUGUCUGCUGCAAGACUGUCUGCUGCAAGCCUGUGUGCUGUGUGCCCACCUGCUCUGAGGAUUCCUCUUCAUGCUGCCAGCAGUCUAGCUGCCAGCCAGCUUGCUGCACUGCCUCCUGCUGCAGACCCUCCUCCUCCAUGUCCCUCCUCUGCCACCCUGUGUGCAAGUCCACCUGCUGCGUGCCCAGCUGCUGUGAGCCCCCCUGCUGCACCCCCAGCUGCUGCACCCCGGCCCCCUGCCUGACCCUGGUCUGCACCCCAGUGAGCUGUGUGUCCAGCCCCUGCUGCCAGGCGGCCUGUGAGCCCAGCGCCUGCCAAUCAGGCUGCACCAGCUCCUGCACGCCCUCGUGCUGCCAGCCGUCUAGCUGCCAGCCAACUUGCUGUGCCUCUUCCUCCUGCCAGCAGUCCUGCUGUGUGCCUAUCUGCUGCAAGCCCGUGUGCUGUGUGCCCACCUGUUCUGAGGAUUCCUCUUCAUGCUGCCAGCAGUCUAGCUGCCAGCUGACUUGCUGCACCUCCUCCCCCUGCCAGCAGUCCUGCUAUGUGCCUGUCUGUUGCAAGCCUGUCUGCUGCAAGUCCAUCUGCUGUGUGCCCGUCUGCUCUGGGGCUUCCACUUCAUGCUGCCAGCAGUCUAGCUGCCAGCCGGCUUGCUGCACCACCUCCUGCUGCAGACCCUCCUCCUCCGUGUCCCUCCUCUGCCGCCCCAUAUGCAGGCCCGCCUGCUGCGUGCCCAUCUCCUCCUGCUGUGCCCCAGCGUCUUCCUGCCGGGCCAGCUGCUGCCGCCCGGCCUCCUGCGUGUCCCUCCUCUGCCACCCCGCGUGCUCCCGCCCGGCCUGCUGA
This is a messenger RNA of Pan troglodytes (chimpanzee), 1270 nucleotides long. RefSeq names its product keratin-associated protein 10-5. The transcript has 3 exons. Bases 86 to 1270 code for a protein of 394 amino acids. The record is from RefSeq and is a predicted model, not a curated record. Gene Ontology annotation, cellular component: keratin filament. Lineage: Eukaryota; Metazoa; Chordata; Mammalia; Primates; Hominidae.